UGACGUUUCUUUCGAAUCUUACAAAUUCUACAAACCCACGGCUCCGCUCCAAAUCACCGACUGCUUUUUUCUCUCCUCUUUUGGGGUACUUUCCCUUUUGCAAGACCAUUUUCUCGAGGACCCAUUUGGUUGAUUUGCUCCAAACAACUCACUGUUCAUCAAUUUACUCUGUUUCUCUUCAACCCCACCUCGAAUAUGGCCACUCUGAUGAACUUUCACCACUUCUUGCCAUGAGGGUCGAGCUAACUUACCGUAUUCAAUGUUUCAAACUACCCCUUCUUCGCUUUUUCUCUGUAUUUGUACCAUUUCUUUGCUGGAUUUGAUUACUUCUUGAUACCUGUGAUUUCGCUUUGGAGUUGGGAAAAAGUAACGCCGGCCCUUGUGUCUGGAUUUGCUCGUAUCAGCUGGCUUUGUCUCCUUAACGAUGAUCGAUGUGAUUUGUAUGAAACUCCAUUGAGAUUUGCAUUACUGUCGGGGAAUUUUAUCUGGUCUCUUUCUGGAGGGGUCAGAUUCUUUAUAUGUCGACUGGUUAAUCUUCAAAUAGCUUCAAUAGUGCAGUAUUUUGGGAGGUGAUUCAGAAGACAAGGAUAAUCUAAGACGAGUCAUUGUGGUGCUUUCUGAUCGAAGACGAGUCGUUUUUUUGAUUCAAAUGCAAGAUGGAGAAAAGGAAACGAAUCACACAGUACAGGGAGAGGCUAGAUAAAACACUCAGAUCUCCUGAUCUGACAACCAAGGAGUCUGUUGAGGCCCUUGUGUUGAAUCAACUUCGUCGUUUGAAUUUGAAACACGAAACUGAAGGAUGUAACGAAAACGUGAUACGUAAAAGAACUGCGGAGGUAUCGAAUUUUCUUGACAUGUUGAGGAGUACUUCCGGUAAUGGUAAUGAUAGUAGCAGAGCUUCUGAGAUGGAACAUCAUGAGUGGAAAAUGAAGCACGAUGAUGAAGAAUUUCGGGUUAUGUAUCGUGAAGGACCGAAGGGCACUCCAUUUCAUACAUUACUUGUUGAAGGCUUUGUAGAUGGCCCGGUUGAUAUUUGCCUGUGCACUUCGUGGGAAUCUGAACUUUACAAAAGAUGGUGGCCUCAAUUUACUGUGCCGUCUUUCAAAAUUCUCACCAGCAAAUGUCUUCAAAAAGUCCAGAUCGGUGAACAGAUCGCGUUAGUAAGGGUUAAGGUUUCAUGGCCGCUGUCAACCAGGGAGAUCAUCGUGCACUACUUUCUUUUCGAGUACUUUCAGGAUGACCUUAUCAUCGUACUUCUAAACUCGAUAUCUGAUUUGGACAGCAUUGAUAUAACUACUCAUGGAUUCACGAGGCACGCUAUCCCGGAUGCAGAAGAUGUAGUUAGGAUCGAUGUCGUGGGAGGCUUUGCUAUACAGAAGGUGACAGAUAACAGGAGCUACUUCCGGACAAUAGCAAACAUGGAUAUGAAGCUGGAUUUCAUCCCUCCGUCACUUAUAAACUUCAUCUCGAGACAACUCAUCGGCAGUGGUUUCCGACUCUAUCAAAAGGUAGUGGCUUCAAUGUUCAAAUCUGAUGAAGAUUUUAUGAAGGCCUUGAAAGACCCACUGUACAUACAUAUAAAGGAAGCUCUCUACCGGAAGAAUCAACAAGAUAAGGCGUUCGAAGAAAAACAGCUCGGUUCUCCAACUGAUAAAACUGGACUCCAUCCUUUUCCAGAAGAGCAGCUGGAGAACUCAAUGGAAGAGCUGCUGGAGAACUCGACGGAAGAGCUGCAGGAGAACUCGACGGAAGAGCUGCAGGAGAGCUCAACGGAAGAGCUGCAGGAGAACUCGAGGGAAGAGCUGCAGGAGAGCUCAACGGAAGAGCUGCAGGAAAACUCGACGGAAGAGCAACCGGAGAACUUGAUGGAAUAUCAGAAGGUUAACGUCGAGCUCGCCAAAACUGUCAUGGAAGCUAAUGAGAAAGAAACGUUUGGGGAGAUUGAAGAGGAAGAGAGCAAUAAAACUGACAUUUUAGGAAGAACUGUUGCAGAAAACUGUAAUUUUAAGGAUCAAAGAAUCUCUAUAAUCAGUCCAGAGGUGGAAAAGGCUCUGCAAACUUUAGAUGAGGUUAUUAAUAUGAUGAGGAAAGGUAGAUUCAGUGGUGAAGCAAAGGCUGGUUCUUGCUUGAGUGAUGAAAAGCCUCCAGAUAUAGAGAAGGAUACCGAAAAGAACUCGAGUACUUCUGAAGAUCAAAAUGUUCAUCCGAAAGUUGAGCUUUUCGCUAGCUUGUCAAGGAAACAAACGGCCGAGAGAGCUUCCGAUGAACCACCUCGAACGAGCUCUAACCAUAGUUCAAGGCGCUUAGGAUCAUCAAAUUCUUUAUCCAAGGACGUCAACCACAACAAAAUAGUUCCAGCAUCUCCAGAACAUAAAUGUUUACCUCUUGAACCUGCUGAAGUUAACCACACGACAUCGAGUUUCAUAGAACAUGGAACGAUAGAAAACGCACAUUCAGAUCAAAAUUCACAUAAUCCUGAUAAACAACCAACCAGUGAGCAUCGUGGCAUCGACGAAAUCAACGGAGAUUCAGAGGAGAUGUACGUAAGGAAUAGAAAGAACCGUUUCUGGUGUUUUCCGGGCAGUCCGAUACGGCUGAAGAAGGGAAGAAGUUGAAAUUCAGAUGAAGGUGAAGCAGAAACUUUACCUUGUUACUAUACCUGUAAAAAUAGUAAUAAAUCUCAAUUUGGCUGAAUUUUUUUGGUUUCUUUUUGUUAAUUCUAUAGUUAUUUGCUUUA
This is a messenger RNA of Cucurbita maxima (winter squash), 2737 nucleotides long. RefSeq lists its product as uncharacterized. The record is from RefSeq and is a predicted model, not a curated record. The transcript is spliced from 11 exons. The coding region runs from base 657 to 2615 and encodes 652 amino acids. NCBI's taxonomy places the organism in Eukaryota, Viridiplantae, Streptophyta, Magnoliopsida, Cucurbitales, Cucurbitaceae.